AAUUCAAUUGUUUAUUAAAUAAUCAAUUUUUCUCUUUCCUUUUCUUUUUAAUAACUUACAAAGAAUUGUUUUUUGAUAAUCUACAAUUCAUCAGAAUACAAAAAAUAUUAAUUUUUCAAUUUUUCAAAUAUAAAUAGCCUGUCUGCUCUUUCUUCUUAUAUGUGCUUCAAGCUCUAAUAAACAGCAAAUAUAUAAUUGGAAUUGACAUUUCUUAAAUAUUUGAGGAUUAUAUCCAGAUUAAUAAUUACUCUCGACUAGAAAUUUCUGAUAAUCAAAUGCAGUUACGGUGACACAUUGAUAAAUUAGUUUAGUCUAAAGUAGCGUGACUUUCAUGUACGAUGUACGUCAAGAUACAACAACGAGAUUAGCGCGAUAGAUUGUACCACUUUACGGAAGUUUGGUGGAUAUUUAUAUUUAAUUAAUUCUUGAUGCCCCCAAAGUGAAAGAUAAUUAAAUCAAUAAAUAUUUUUUUACAGAUAUUAACCAAUUAUUUUCGAUAUGUUUCAGAAUGCUUAUCAACUCAGUUCUUUUUCUGGCAGUCUGGAUCAAUUCGGCGAUUGCGGAAGAAUCAUCUCCCAGCGAUGCUAUGUCCGACAAACGAGCGCCUAUGGGGUUUCAGGGUAUGCGCGGAAAGAAAAAUCUCAUCCCCACUUCGUUAGAACAUAAUAAAUUGUCUCAGAGAACGCUAAUGGAUUUUCAAGAUACGCGUGAUGAUAAGGAGUCGAACGCGCCCGAUAUUGAAGAUAAUCUUUUGCACGAGUUUGAGAAACGGGCACCAAUGGGAUUUCAGGGUAUGAGAGGGAAAAAGGAUUAUUUGACGCCUGAUUUCGAAGAUUCCUACUUUCGUAACGAGAAAAAAGCACCGAUGGGUUUUCAGGGUAUGAGAGGCAAGAAAAUUAUUUCGGAGGAUGAGUAUUAUAAACGAGCACCAAUGGGAUUUCAAGGAAUGAGAGGAAAGAAGUCUUUGGAAGAGGUGUUAGGCGAAAUUGAAAAGAAGGCCGCGAUGGACUUUUAUGGUACGAGAGAGAAAAAGACAUACGUUUUCGAAUAUCCGGAAGAUUACGAAAAGAGACUUCUCGCAAUGGGAUUUCAAUGUACUCGUGACAAGUUGAAAGAAUUUCCGGGAGAGUGGGAGAAAAGGGCUCCCAUGGGAUUUCAAGGGAUGAGAGGCAAGAAAUCAUUGUUCGACGAGAUAGAAGAACUUGAGAAACGGACUAUCAUGGGUUUUCAGGGCAUGAGAGGCAAGAAAAAUGCUUUCGAAAAUUACGUAGAUUAUUACAUGGAUCCUGAGAUGGAUUUCGACAAGAGGGCACCAAUGGGAUUUCAAGGAAUGAGAGGCAAAAAAGAUUCCGAUAAAAGAGCACCUAUGGGUUUUCAAGGCAUGAGAGGCAAGAGAAAUACGGGACAAAGAUUUGAUACCGGCAUGGACUUCAACACCCGAUCAUCAAACGGAUAUCAAGGAACGAGCAAUAGAAGAAACGAUCUAUCCUCGUGCCAGCUCGAAAAACGAUCGCCCUUCCGAUAUUUCGAGAUGCGCGGUAAGAAAAAUCCACGAUGGGAAUUACGGGGAAUGUUUGUGGGGGUAAGAGGCAAAAAAUGGGCGACAGCUCCGUACGAGGAGGACAGCCCGUUCAUAAGUGUGUUUGAUAACACCGAAAGGAUUGGCGUGGAUGGGGAUUCGCCAGCAAUAUUAGGUAAUUCAAUCAGCUGAUCAGCCAAUUGUCAAUCAAACAUUUACGCCAUGAUUCUCUCAACUUUCGCCUAUCUUUCAUGCGUAUUCUAAUGGCUGAAUAAUUGUGCUUUUCUAAUCUUUGUCGUGUGGAGCAGGCUUAAGAUAUAAUGUGUUAUAAUAUAUAAUGAUCUAUAUUAUUCUUGGAUGAAUUUCUUGAUAUAAGCGAAAUAUUAUAACUAUUCUGUAUCUUUUUAUCCUGCAUGUAACACGUGAGGUAUUUAAAUGUCAUCCAAUGGUCUCUGUAAUAUUUAUCGAUAUACUUUACUCCUGUCGAUAAAGCUUAUUAACGCUUCUCAAUUCUAUACUUUUACUACAUUCUGUGAUUAAUACUUGUAAUCGUCCGUUUACAAAUUAUUCCGCGCUAUUGAUGCUGUGAAAAUAUUUUUCCUUGCAUACCGGGUACCAAGUGACAUUUAAAACAAAGCUGCGGAUUAUCUUGCUAGCGACUGCGAGACAAUAGCGACGCAAGGGUCUGCUUUAAAAGUUUCUCUGCGGCAUAUUGUCGUCGAAAAGUUACUCGCCAUUGUGUACACACGAUUGCACGAAAUAACGAUAAAAUUCUAUAUUCUGCUAACUUUGGGAUGACAGUUUGACUGGUCACAAAGUCCGGUUAUCUGUCUAUAUACUCACGAUUUAUUAAUCUUGAAAUGUUUCAUCAAUCUUGGACUGUCUACAUGUUUUAUCUCUCUCCAUAUUUAAAUUUUAAUUAAAAAGAAAUAAUAACAAAAAAUUAAAAUAAUACAUUUUUCAAGGAUUAUGUCAUUCAGAUUAUCACAAAUAGUUUAUCUAUAAGGGCACAUAAUUUCUUCGUUAUUGUCAUAAUUUUAUUAUCAUGAUAUAUCAAUGUCAUAAUAUAGAUAUCUUUUUAUGUAUAUUAAAUGUAUAACGU
This is a messenger RNA of Formica exsecta, 2621 nucleotides long. It is a transcript of the gene Tk, whose product is annotated as tachykinins. Bases 509 to 1711 code for a protein of 400 amino acids. The transcript is spliced from 5 exons. The record is from RefSeq and is a predicted model, not a curated record. Lineage: Eukaryota; Metazoa; Arthropoda; Insecta; Hymenoptera; Formicidae.